Molecule: messenger RNA, 1850 nt
Organism: Vigna unguiculata (cowpea)
Lineage: Eukaryota; Viridiplantae; Streptophyta; Magnoliopsida; Fabales; Fabaceae
Product: glycerol-3-phosphate acyltransferase 9
Biological process (GO): triglyceride biosynthetic process
Cellular component (GO): endoplasmic reticulum
Molecular function (GO): glycerol-3-phosphate O-acyltransferase activity
Source: RefSeq, a predicted model, not a curated record
UAACCAAAUAAAAAAAGAGAGAAAGAAAAGGAUUUGAUUCAUUGAUAGUCAAAUCCAAUCUGGAAUCUCCAGACUCUGCCAGAAGCUCCCAAAGGCAAACCUUGGAAGGUUCAGUACUUAUUUUCUGGAGAGGAUAGAGAAAAAGAGUCAUCUUUGCAUUGUUGGAUAGUGAUUGUCAUUCCACUCUUCAAUUUGGGCAACUAAAACCGUGCGACGCAACACUUUCCUUCCUCUCCUAAACGUCGCAGCACGACGGCGAGACGCGAUAGAGCGGCGAGGAGCGGCAAGCGAACGGCCCGCGACGAGAGGCGACUAAACGGCGGUGCGACAAGCAGCAAGUGAACAUCAGUGCAGCAAGAGGACUCGAUUGCACGGUGAUUAAGCCAAGAACGAACACAAAAGCCGAUGCAGAAGUGAAAUCCUAUAUUAGGAUCAAAAGUGUAUAUUGACCUCGUCUGUCAAAGAAAUCACUGGAAGAAGUAAUAGCACAGCUCGGAUGAAUAACACAGGAAGACUCAAGUCUUCUAGUUCUGAACUAGAUCUUGAUCGACCAAACAUUGAGGAUUACCUCCCUUCUGGAUCCACCAUUCAACAAGAACCUCAUGGAAAGCUUUCUCUGCAUGACUUACUCAAUAUUUCCCCUACUUUAUCCGAGGCAGCAGGUGCUAUUGUAGAUGACUCAUUCACAAGGUGCUUCAAGUCUAAUCCUCCGGAACCAUGGAAUUGGAAUCUAUAUCUGUUUCCUUUGUGGUGUUUUGGAGUUGUGAUUCGAUACUUGAUUCUGUUUCCUAUCAGGGUUAUAGGGUUAACACUAGGAUGGAUAAUAUUUCUUUCAUCCUUCAUUCCAGUGCACUUCCUAUUGAAAGGACAUGACAAGUUAAGGAGAAGUAUUGAGAGAUCUUUGGUAGAGAUGAUGUGCAGUUUCUUUGUUGCAUCUUGGACUGGGGUUGUUAAGUAUCAUGGACCAAGGCCUAGUAGGCGACCAAAACAGGUUUUUGUAGCCAACCAUACUUCCAUGAUUGAUUUCAUUGUCUUAGAACAGAUGACAGCUUUUGCUGUUAUUAUGCAGAAGCAUCCUGGAUGGGUUGGAUUAUUGCAGAGUACCAUUUUGGAGAGUCUAGGUUGCAUCUGGUUCAACCGUGCAGAGGCAAAGGAUAGGGAAAUUGUUGCAAAGAAAUUAAGGGAUCAUGUCCAGGGUGCUGAUAACAACCCCCUUCUCAUAUUUCCCGAAGGAACUUGUGUAAAUAAUCACUAUACAGUCAUGUUCAAGAAGGGUGCAUUUGAACUUGGCUGCACAGUUUGCCCAGUUGCAAUCAAGUACAAUAAAAUUUUUGUUGAUGCUUUUUGGAAUAGUAGAAAGCAAUCGUUCACUAUGCAUCUGUUGCAGCUAAUGACAUCUUGGGCAGUUGUUUGUGAUGUUUGGUACUUGGAGCCACAAAGUCUGAAGCCAGGAGAGACACCAAUUGAGUUUGCAGAAAGGGUGAGAGACAUAAUCUCAUUGCGUGCUGGUCUUAAAAAGGUUCCUUGGGAUGGAUAUCUAAAGUAUUCUCGUCCUAGCCCAAAGCACAGAGAAAGGAAGCAACAGAGCUUUGCGGAGUUAGUGCUGCGGCGAUUGGAGGAAAAGUGAUGUGUAUCUGUGUAGAUUGUUUUUACUUGUUCUUAGUGAUGUUAUUCUUGAACCCUUUUCAUGUUUUUUUUACAAUGCUACUAUUAUGUUUACAUUUAUUCAGAUAUGCGUAUAUUCCCAAUAACGAAGUUUUUCAAUAAAUUUUCUCAUGGAUUGUUGCUGUCUGUACAAACUGGUGAGAGUAACAUCUUUAAGGGUGUGUUUGGAUUGGGAUUUGAAUUGA